AUGGGCGAGUGUGUCCGCACGGGGCCACGGAGCUGCUCCUUCGGGGACGUGCAGAUGUUCUCCCUCGCGCCCUACGUGGUGAACGUGACGGCCAUGAACCCCCUGGGCACUGCCUCCCGGCUCCUGCCCUUCCUCCUGGAGAACAUCAUAAAGCCAGACCCCCCUGAGAACCUGCGGGUCUCCCCCAUCCCUGGGGAGCCCAAGAAGCUGCUGCUGGAGUGGAGCCCACCGGGGUCCUGGCCCUUCCCGGAGUACUUCCCGCUGAAGUAUCGUAUCCGCUACCCACGGGUGCCCCUAACCCCGCUCCACCCCCAGAUCGGGCCCUACGAGCAGACAUCUUACACCCUGACGGGCGUGCGACCCAGAACCCUCCACCACAUCCAGGUGGCUGCCAAGGACUUCACGGACUCUGGGGAAUUCAGCGACUGGAGCCUCCCGGCCUCGGGGACGCCCUGGACGGGGCCAUGA
Molecule: messenger RNA, 468 nt
Organism: Pterocles gutturalis (yellow-throated sandgrouse)
Lineage: Eukaryota; Metazoa; Chordata; Aves; Pterocliformes; Pteroclidae
Gene: EBI3
Product: Epstein-Barr virus induced 3
Exons: 3
Coding region: 1-468 (155 amino acids)
Biological process (GO): cytokine-mediated signaling pathway
Cellular component (GO): signaling receptor complex; external side of plasma membrane; membrane
Molecular function (GO): cytokine receptor activity; cytokine binding
Source: RefSeq, a predicted model, not a curated record